AUCCACGUUUGCAUGCGGAUCUUUACAUCUGUGUCUCUGUUUUCUUCUCCUCUUCUCUUACCCAUCCCUUCAUGUUCUCAACUCACAAUCCUAAUUUCUCCAGUAGAUUCAACUCCCAACUCUAAUUUCCAGAUCUCCCUCCUUCCCCAUGGAAAUGGCUUCUAACCCUCGAACCGUUGAAGACAUCUUCAAAGAUUACAGUAGUCGAAGAGCUGGCCUCGUUCGUGCUUUGACUUCCGAUGUAGAUGAAUUCUAUAGCCUUUGCGAUCCGGAUAAAGAAAAUUUGUGCCUUUAUGGGCAUUCAAGUGAGAAAUGGGAAGUAAGCCUUCCAGCUGAGGAAGUUCCACCAGAGCUUCCAGAGCCAGCCCUUGGGAUUAAUUUUGCAAGAGAUGGAAUGAACCGCAAAGACUGGUUGUCCUUGGUUGCGGUGCACAGUGAUUCGUGGUUGCUUUCUGUUGCUUUCUAUUUUGGAGCACGUCUUAACCGGAAUGAGAGGAAACGGCUAUUUAGCAUGAUUAAUGAUCUGCCGACAGUCUUUGAAGUUGUAACAGAAAGGAAGCCUGUUAAAGAUAAACCCAGUGUCGAUAGCGGAAGCAAAUCUCGGAGCAGCACAAAGAGAUCAAGUGAUGGACUAGUGAAAAGCAAUCAUAAGGUCUUGGAUGAGAGUUAUGAGGAAGAAGAAGACGAACAUGGGGAAACACUCUGUGGCAGCUGUGCUGGAAAUUACAGUGCAGAUGAGUUUUGGAUUGGCUGUGACAUCUGUGAGAGGUGGUUCCAUGGAAAGUGUGUUAAGAUAACACCUGCAAAAGCUGAGAGCAUUAAGCAAUAUAAAUGCCCAUCAUGCAGCCUGAAGAGGGGCAGGCAGUAGUCACUGCUACACCAGAAAGGAAAAGAAAGGAGAUAAAGAUAUGCUCUUUCAGUGGCACAAAGUAGCAUACCACAUAACUAUCGGUUAAUGUAAUAUUAUCAUUUGGUUAUCGAAAUGCCUGUUUAUAAUAGAUUCUAUCAACCAAACGGAACUUCUCUUUUCGUAAGUGUUAACUUAUGUAUUGGAAUUAUCUAAUUUAUAGAAGUUUUUGGAUGAAACUUUCAUGGUCAUUGUGUAUUUCUCUAAGUUUCUUUUAAAUUCAUCCAAUCAUUUGUUAGCUAUGAUGUAAAACUCUCAAUAUUGAGAAUGUCUAUUUGCGUUCGAUCGUGAAAUUUGAGAAUGAUAUAUAAACUCUAAAGAAUGUC
Messenger RNA from Rubroshorea leprosula, 1233 nucleotides. Lineage: Eukaryota; Viridiplantae; Streptophyta; Magnoliopsida; Malvales; Dipterocarpaceae. The record is from the annotation of a GenBank genome assembly.